Phaethon lepturus (White-tailed tropicbird) is the source of this 357-nucleotide messenger RNA. Its product is annotated as liprin-beta-1-like. The annotation marks the transcript as partial. The transcript has 3 exons. Gene Ontology annotation, cellular component: presynaptic active zone. Gene Ontology annotation, biological process: neuromuscular junction development. The record is from RefSeq and is a predicted model, not a curated record. NCBI's taxonomy places the organism in Eukaryota, Metazoa, Chordata, Aves, Phaethontiformes, Phaethontidae.
AUGAUGAGUGAUGCAAGUGACAUGCUCGCUGCGGCUCUGGAGCAGAUGGAUGGCAUUAUAGCAGGUUCAAAGGCACUGGAGUACUCCAACGGCAUCUUUGACUGCCAGUCCCCUACUUCUCCAUUCAUGGGGGGGCUACGGGCCCUGCACCUAGUGGAGGACUUACGGGGCUUGCUGGAGAUGAUGGAAGUGGAUGAGAGAGAGGGGCUGCGCUGCCAGGUCCCGGACUCGACGGCAGAGGCUCUGAUUGAAUGGCUCCAAAGUCAAAUGACUAAUGGACACAUAUCUGGGAAUGGAGAUGUGUAUCAAGAAAGGCUGGCUCGUCUGGAAAAUGAUAAAGAAUCUCUUGUUCUGCAA